UAAAUAAGUCUGCUAAAAAUGUAAGCGCAGUUGUAGUUUAAUAACCACGGAUUAUUUUAUGCGAUGUUAAAAUUAAAAUAAUUCAAAUAAUUUUGCAUACAAUUACUGCUAUACGCAAAUCAGGAGCUCGGAAGUUAUUUGUAAACAUGAGACUGUCAAGUACGUUACUUCUCUUGGUAUCGAACGUCUGUAUUUUAUCGGCGUGGGCGUCCAGUGACUCGGACGUCAAAUACUUCACCAAUGAAUGGCUGGCGCACGUACCUUUGGGUGAAAUGGUAGCUAGAGCAGUGGCGUGCGAUCUCAACAUGAGAUACGAUGGACCGGAUAUCGGUAAUGAUGGUUUCCAUCGAAUGACUAAAACUGAACUUCCGCCCAAAAUGUUCAAUAAUAAUGAGAGUAUAACGCAACGAUUAAAUAGCCAUGAAUUUGUAACAAUCGCUAGUCAAGAAGCUGUGAAAGCAAGAUCAUACCGUGGUAUAGUUCGACCUAGACACGUAGUUCCACGGUUAGCUGUACCAAAACGUAAAAGAGGGAAUAGAAAAGGGACUGCUAGACUCAUUAGAGUAGAAAGUAACUACCAACAUACGUUUAAUGAUGAAUUCUGGCCUGAUAUGUGGUAUUUUCAAGAUUUUCGAACUGACGAAAAAGAUCCCGUGCUUGAUAUGAAUAUAGUACCAGUCUUUUUUGAACUUGGAAUUACAGGAAGUGGUGUGAAUAUAACAGUACCAGAUGAUGGAUUAGAAUGGACACAUCCAGAAAUAUUACCACAAUUUAGUCAUGAUUUGAGUUGGAAUUAUAUUUCAAAUAAUAAUAAGAUUAUGCCCGAUAAAGACGGAAAUGGAGGGUAUAGAUCUCAUGGAACUAGAUGUGCUGGAGAAAUAAUUAUGCAGCCAAACAAUAAAGUAUGUGGUGUUGGAACAGCUUAUGGAGCCACUCUUGGAGGAAUUAAGUUUUUAGAUGAUGGAUCGACAGACACUAGAGAAGCUAAAGUAUUGAAAUACGCUCUUAACUAUGUGAGCAUUUAUAGUAAUUCAUGGGGUCCUGCAGAUACUGGAAUGUUUAUGGAACAUUUAACAGAUUUUGUCAAAAGAUCACUUUCGAAAGGCAUACAUCAAGGUCGGGACGGAAAAGGGGCAAUUUAUGUGUUUGCCGCUGGUAAUGGAAAACCAGAAGGCGACAAUUGUGCUUGUGACGGUUAUGUAAAUUCUAUCUACUCAAUAGUAAUUGCUAGUUGCGACGAUAGUGGACACGUUGCACACUAUUCCGAAAGAUGCGCUUCAAUCAUGGCUACUGCAUACAGUGGUUCUGGACAAGAAAAGAAUGUGUUGACUACCGAUGUAAUGGGAAAAUGUACUGCCAGUCAUACGGGAACAUCUGCAGCUGCACCACUGGUUUCUGGUAUUAUAGCGUUAGCUCUAUCAGCUAAGCCGGAGUUGACAUGGAGGGACGUACAGUAUCUAUUAGCUUGGACAUCUCAAGUGGCGCCAUUGAGUGAUAACUAUGGAUGGAACAGGAAUAAAGCUGGGUUUUUCUAUUCCGUUGACUUUGGGUUUGGUCUAGUGAAUGCUUAUAAGCUAGUCCAAGAAGCUAUGAAAUGGGAAAACGUGCCUGAAAUGUCAUCGUGUGGUAUACGUAUGCCUAAGGUUAAAGGUUUUCCUGUAUCAAGAAAUCGUGCUGCCCGUAUUACUGUGUACUCGAAUGGCUGCGAAGGAUUGUCUGGAGAAAUAAAAUACUUAGAGUAUAUACAAUUAGUAUUAACAAUGUCUUAUCCAAAAAGAGGAGAUAUUCAAAUAGCAAUGAAAUCGCCUUUAGGGACGGAAUGCCAUGUACUGGAAAGUCGACCAAAUGAUUUUAAUACUCACGGAUUAAAGAGAUGGACUUUUUCAAUACUCGCUUUCUGGGGGGAAUCUCCAAAAGGAAAUUUUGUCAUCGAUAUUUAUGAUACAACUGGCAAGCAAUCUAACAAAGGUAGAAUUACCGAAAUGACUUUAUCUUUACAUGGCACCAAAGAUCAACCAAAGAUUUACCAAAAUGGUCCUCGACCAUAUGAUGCUUUUAAAUUAGCGAAACCGGGAGAUACACCAAGAUUUACGAAUCUUAGUCGUAGUAUUAAAAAAAGCCUUAAAAGACCUAAAAUUCAGAAAAGACCUAUUGUUACGAAUAAACAAGAAUUUCAAAUGGACGAUGAAACAAAAAAUCAAAUUCUAAAUGACGAAAUUUUACAACAAAACAUUUUAUUGGCUAUGGAACAAGAAGCUGCUAAUCAAGAAGAUGCUAUUAUACAAGAUAUUACGUCAAAUAUGAUUAAUAUUAUAUAAUAAUUUAUUAUAUUUAUUUUUAUUUUAUUAUAUUAUUAUUAUUCCAAUAAGUAGUUUAGAAAAAAAAUUGUUUG
Messenger RNA from Rhopalosiphum maidis (corn leaf aphid), 2392 nucleotides. Its product is annotated as neuroendocrine convertase 1-like. Gene Ontology annotation, cellular component: Golgi membrane; trans-Golgi network. Lineage: Eukaryota; Metazoa; Arthropoda; Insecta; Hemiptera; Aphididae. The record is from RefSeq and is a predicted model, not a curated record. The transcript has 14 exons. Gene Ontology annotation, biological process: protein processing. The coding region runs from base 147 to 2318 and encodes 723 amino acids. Gene Ontology annotation, molecular function: serine-type endopeptidase activity.